AUGGCUGCUGAGAGCCCUCUCGAAAGUCUCCAGGAUGAAGCCACCUGCUCCGUCUGCCUGGAGUUCUUCAAGGAUCUGCAGAUGCUUAUGGACUGUGGGCACAAUGUCUGCGGGGCCUGCAUCACCCAGUGCUGGGAAGGGCUGGUGACAGAUGUCUGCUGCCCUCAGUGCAGACAGAGCUUUCCUCAAAGGAACCUGAGCCUAAAAAGGCAGUUGGAGAAUGGUGUAGAAAUAGCUAAGCAUGCUCCUGAGGGCACCGAGGAGCAAACAGGGUCUGGGGAGCCCCAGGAGGCUCUAAAACGGCUGUGCACAGAGGAUGGAAGCCCCAUCUGUUUGGUGUGUGAUGGAUCCCUAGCACACCCAGCUCCACCCAUAGUUCCCAUAGAGGAGGCUGCGCAGGAGUACAAGGAAAAUCUUCAGGCCUGUUUGAAGACUCUGAGGGAAGAGCGAGACAAGUUGCUGCAAGUGAAAUUGAGCGGAGAGGGGAGAACCCAGGAAUAUCUGAAACGGGCACGAGUUGAGAGGCAGAAGAUUGUGUUUGAAUUUCAGCAACUACGCCAAUUCCUAGAGGAACAAGAGCGCCUCCUGCUGGCCCAGCUGGGAAAGUUGGAGAAGGACAUGGAAAAGGUGCAGGGAGAAAAGGUCACCAAAAUCUCUGAAGAGAUUUCCUGCCUCAGUGAACUGAUCAUUGAAAUGGAAGGAAAGUGCCAGCAGUCAUCAAGUGACCUCCUGCAGGAGAUCAGAAACACCCUGAGCAGGUGUGAGAAGGGGAAGUUCCAGCACCCAGGGGAGCUGUCUCCUGAGCUUGGAAGGAGACUCUGGGAUUUCUCCCAGAAAACCCUCAUCCUCCAGGAGAUCCUGAGAAAGUUCAAAGACACUCUGAUAUCUGACCUGGAGAAGAAAAGGGGAGAUAUGCAGGAAACGUACACCAAGGUGAAGGUGACUCUGAAUCCAGACACGGCAAACCCCUGGCUCCUCCUUUCUGCUGAUUGGAAAAGUGUAAGAUUGGCAGACGCACAGCAGGACCUGCCCAACAAUCCUCAGAGAUUUGACUUGUUUGAGUGUGUGCUGGGCUGUGAGGGAUUCACCUUGGGGAGAUACUUCUGGGAGGUGGAGGUGGGGCAGGGGGAAGCCUGGGCUGUGGGCGUAGCCAGAGAGUCAGUGAGGAGGAAGGGACUGAUCAACUUUAAUCCCGAGGGAGGGAUCUGGGCCGUGCAGCUCUGGCUGGGUCAGUUCCGGGCUCUCACUGCCCCUGAUCGCACCCCACUUCCCCUGGGCCAGGUGCCCAGCAGGGUGCGGGUGUGUCUGGACUGUGCAGGAGGGCGGGUGUCAUUUCUUGAUGCUGAUACUGAGGCCCCAAUCUUCACUUUCCCGCCAGCCUCAUUUGCUGAGGAGAGAAUUCAUCCCUGGCUCUGGGUAGGGCCAGGAGUAUUUCUGGGGACUUCUGAACUCAAACUAUGCCACUGAGAUGGGUGUGGAACAUACCAAAGGAAAUGGAUUUCUCUGGCCUCAAUUUUACUGGUCCCUAUAACCCUCUCCUCAAGACUUCCCUCUACUCAGCCGUCCCUCCCACCCUGCAUCCCAGGAGGUCUCAGAAUAAGCCCAUGAUGUGUUAGUACAGGCAAAUGAAAGCCACUGCGGUGGGUGUCUCAAGGCCCAAUGGCUCUGGAGGACACCAGCAGGGCUGCCAGGGUUGUCAACUUCCUAUAAAUGUAUGGAUGCUAUAAAGAAAACAACAACCCUGUUGCACCAUGUUGUGGGUGGCCACGCAGGGUUCAAAGGGCCAACCAGGGUUGGGAGGAGCGAGUAGAACCCAGGUAUGGACUGGGCCAGGAGGCCAGGAGCAGGGAGUCAGAGGGCCAGGCAUGUAGAGUAGGUAAGAGAACCAGCAGAGAACAGGGACCAGGCAUAAGUUACAUUAAGAAGGCAAAGGAUCAGGCAGAGCACAGAGGCAGAAGGUGAGCCAGGUCAUGUGUCUGGGUCAGGUAGCCAAGAGAUCAAGCGGAGAGCCGGCAGAUGCACAGGCUGUAAGGACCAGCAGGGCAAUCUGGGUAGGGGUUGAGUCCUAUUGCCCAGAUACUCCUGGCUCUGGACCAGGGGUUUAUGUGGGAGGGAAUGAAGUGUCAACUGAUCCUGGCUGGCCACUCUGGUGGCAUGGAGUGUGCAGGUGGCUAGACCUAGGUGCAGGUCUCUGGACAGCUUUGCUUAGCCUAGAGGGUCAGUUGGAGAGGUGGCAGACCAGAAAGAGUGCCUGAUCUGGGCAAGUGGAGGCUCUGGGUUUGAGGCUAUGGCUGAAUACAACCCUAAAAAUGCCUGUCUGUAAAAGUCUGGAAAGAUGUUAUGCCCUGUGUAAAAAGCAAAGGAGCCACUGCUGCUCUGGAGGGCUCCAUCAGGGCUGGCUGUGCAGUGUCCCCUGUGGGAAGCCCCAGCUUUGGAGCCAGGAGGUAUGCAUGCAAAGUGCCUUUUAGCUUCCUUUGCCAGGGAGGUGCCCAUGUGUGUGGGAGCUGGAUCUUUCCUGGGGGAAGCUGCCUGCCUGUUUGUGUUUGGGUUGGGUUUAAUGUGCAGACAAAGGCCCCUGCCCUGGAGGUUUCCCAGAUCUAGAAGACUCCCAGGUCCCAUAUAGGGGUAGAGAUCUCCCUCCCUGAGGCUUCUCUGACAAUGCCAGCCCUUUUUCACCAUCUUGCACUGGGCCCCUCAUCUCUGUAUAGUCAUUGAAAUCUAAAUAAACAUCUGAAACUUUCA
Messenger RNA from Alligator mississippiensis (American alligator), 2742 nucleotides. RefSeq names its product zinc finger protein RFP-like. NCBI's taxonomy places the organism in Eukaryota, Metazoa, Chordata, Crocodylia, Alligatoridae. The transcript has 7 exons. The record is from RefSeq and is a predicted model, not a curated record. Bases 1 to 1467 code for a protein of 488 amino acids. Gene Ontology annotation, molecular function: protein binding; metal ion binding.